Molecule: messenger RNA, 1608 nt
Organism: Nematolebias whitei (Rio pearlfish)
Lineage: Eukaryota; Metazoa; Chordata; Actinopteri; Cyprinodontiformes; Rivulidae
Product: mannosyl-oligosaccharide 1,2-alpha-mannosidase IC
Exons: 10
Coding region: 1-1242 (413 amino acids)
Biological process (GO): carbohydrate metabolic process; N-glycan processing
Cellular component (GO): endoplasmic reticulum; Golgi membrane; extracellular exosome
Molecular function (GO): calcium ion binding; mannosyl-oligosaccharide 1,2-alpha-mannosidase activity
Source: RefSeq, a predicted model, not a curated record
AUGUUGUGCGAAAUAUUUAUCUACACAUCUGGGCUGUUGUACUCCCCAGAGAGUUCCCGAACCAAUAACCGGAUGAGCGGAAACGGCGAAGCAUCACUCUUCGAGGUGAACAUCCGUUACGUCGGCGGGCUGCUCUCGGCGUACUACCUGACAGGAGAGGAGCUGUUCAAGAAUAAAGCUGUGGAGCUGGGAGAAAAGCUACUGCCCGCCUUUAAUACCCCAACUGGAAUCCCUCGAGGAGUCAUCAACCUGGGGAGUGGGACCAGUUGGAGCUGGGGCUGGGCCUCAGCUGGGAGCAGCAUCUUGGCCGAGUUUGGGACUCUUCACCUUGAGUUUGUGCAUCUGACAGAGCUGUCUAACGACCCAGUCUACAAAGAAAAGGUGAUGAGCAUCAGGAAGCUGCUGAACAAGAUUGAGAAACCUCAUGGCCUGUAUCCUAACUUUCUCAGUCCAGUCAGUGGAAACUGGGUCCAGCAUCAUGUUUCUAUCGGUGGACUCGGAGACAGCUUCUACGAGUAUCUGAUAAAAUCGUACCUGAUGUCAGACAAGACGGACGAGGACGCAAAAACGACGUACUACAACGCCAUGGAGGCGAUUGAAGCUAACCUGGUACAGAAAUCACCUGGAGGCCUCACCUACAUGGCUGAGUGGAGGGGAGGGAUCCUGGACCACAAGAUGGGCCACCUGGCCUGCUUUUCUGGGGGCAUGAUUGGGAUCGGGGCUGACGAUGGAGCACCAGAGAAGCGGCAGCACUACCUGGACCUUGCUGCUGAGAUCACACACACCUGCCAUGAGAGCUACGCUCGCUCAACCACUAAGCUCGGCCCCGAAGCCUUCAGGUUUGACAGCGGAGCCGAAGCUACAGCGACCAGACUGAGCGACAGAUAUUACAUCCUGCGACCAGAAGUCAUCGAGAGCUACAUGUACAUGUGGAGACUGACCCACGACCCAAAGUACAGAGACUGGGGGUGGGAGGCUGUCGAGGCGCUGGAGCAGCACUGCAGAGUCGAGUCUGGUUUCUCUGGGAUCCGUGACGUCUACACCGCGACAGUCAGCCACGACAACAUGCAGCAGAGCUUCUUCCUCUCAGAGACGCUUAAAUAUCUGUACCUGCUCUUCUCUGACGAUGACUUACUCCCAUUUGAAGACUGGGUCUUUAACACAGAAGCCCACCCGCUGCCCGUCAUCCGUAAGAGUUGCCUGCAGGAUGACGCAACAGAAGAAAAGACGGUUUCUGAUUAAUGCUGACCACCACCUAACAGCAGAGACUGUUCCCAACACAAAUGAAAUGUGAACAGACUCAGAUAAAGAUUGCAAACAGCAGGUCAGUGCAGGUUCAGUCCUUUCAGGAGUGUGUUAUUGACUCGAUUCCUUUCCAGUAAAGGAUGUUGUUGUUUUAUGCUGUGAUUGUAUAUCCUUUCGCCAGGGAUACUUCCUGCUGGCACUUGUUUUUUUUUUUUGUGGACAAUCAAGACAAACAUGACUUUCAUGAGAAGAUACCUUUUUUUUUUUUCCCUUCUUUCCUCUGUGAGGAAACCAGUAUAACUUACAAACCCAAAUGUAUGGGAGGAGGUUUGAACUAUCGGCCAUAUUUUCAAAAAGAGUGAA